Messenger RNA from Meloidogyne enterolobii, 280 nucleotides. The record is from the annotation of a GenBank genome assembly. NCBI's taxonomy places the organism in Eukaryota, Metazoa, Nematoda, Chromadorea, Rhabditida, Meloidogynidae.
AUGUCAAUUGAAACAGUUCCAACCGAUUUGCGCAACCUCCGUGCUUGCUUAGUCUGUUCACUUGUAAAAACUCUUCAUCAAUUCGAAAUGGAUGGGUGUGAUAAUUGUGAUAGAUUUUUGGGAAUAAAAGGAGAUAUUGAGAAAUGUAAAAUUAACAAAAAGUGUCCGGGAGUGUAUGCAAUUUCUGUAUCUGGUACCCUCCCAAAGAUAGUCGUUCAAGAAUUGAAGCAGCUUGGAAUUAAAUACAAAACUGGGCAACGAGAUAAGUCGAUUAAAUAAA